UGCACAUGCGCAUUAAUAUCGAUCGAAAAUCCGGAAAAUCUACGACGAAAAUUGUGAGACAAAGAUCACAAAAUUACAGACAUUAGCUAUGGCAUAUAAUAUCACCAUGUAAUCCAAAUGAAAUCUGCCGGUUAUCAAAUUCUGGAUCUACAUUCAACAAUAAAGUAAAUAAAAUAAUUCAACACAAUGUAUAACGGAAUUGGUCUAGACACUGUUCGUGGCAGCGGUACCAAUGGCUAUGUAACACGGAACUUGUCGCAAGUUCGAAAAGUCAAAGAACGUGUGGAUUAUAAAUCAGAGGAGGAGUUGCGGAAACUCGAUGCAGAGUUAACCCGUGGACCAAAUCAGGAGAUUUUGGAUCAUGAACGGAAGAGAAAAGUUGAACUGAAAUGUAUGGAGAUGACUGAACUCAUGGAAGAGCAAGGGUAUUCCACAGAGGAAAUAGAUCGUAAGGUGUCAAUGUUUCGCAAGAUGUUAAUGGAAAAAGAGAAAGUGACGGAUCAGUCCAUCGAGAAAGACGAACAUGGACGCCCAAUUGCAAGAACCACUCACCAGAUGGCUGAAGCCAACCAGGAGAAGAACCAACAAUUAAAGGCAGCAUUUGGAAUAAGCGAGUAUUACGUUGAAGGAAGCGGAAUGGAUCCUGAGCGUAGGGCUAAAGAGAAGAAAGCAAAAGAAGAUGCUGAAAAGGCACUAGCUAUGGCCAGAACAAAAUAUAAGAUUAUAGAAGAGUCAAGUUCUGAUAAAUCACCAUCACCAGAACCUAAGAAAAAAAAGAAAAAGAAACAGAGAGAAAGAUCUGAAAGUUCAUCACCAGAAAGAGAAAGAAAAAAGAAGAAGAAACACAAACGUGGAAGAUCGUACUCUCCCAGGAGAAAGGAUGCUGAUAAACGGAAAAGGAAAGGUAAAAGAAGGAGUCCAUCAAGUGGAAGUUCCAGUGAAGAAAGUGCAAGUGAAUCUGAUAGCUCACUAAGUCCAUCGCCAGAACGACCCAAGAAGAAAUCGAGAUCUAAGAAGAAAUCACGUCGUUCCUAUAGCCCAGAUGAAUCCAGGAAAAAGCGCCAUAAAUCGCUUGAAAGUUCAAGAAGUCGAUCCCCUGUAGGGAGAAGGGGGCAUAGUAGGUCUCUUAGCUACUCACCAAAACAUCGUAGAAGGUCAUUAAGUGGAUCUCUGACACCACCUAGAAGUAAACGCAGCUCACGUCAUUCUAAAUCCACGACACCUGUCAAAAAACGGUCAUCCAGAAGGUCGAAAAGUCGCAGUCCCCAUAAAUCUAGAUCAAGGUCAAAGAAACGUUCAAAGAGGAGCCCUAGACGACGUUAUUCAUAUAGUAGAUCCCGGAGUCACAGUCCAUAUCGCAGCCCAACACGCAGCCCUUCAAUACGCCGCAGAAGGGAUUCUCCCAGCCAUUUAGAUCGCAGACGAAUCACAAGGUCAGACUCACGGGAGCGAUAUUCAAGGAGAUAUUCCAGGUCAAGGUCACCAAGAAGUAGGUCACCGAGGUCACGUAGAGGACGUCGCUGAAAUAGAGAAGCAUAAAAUCCUGACAAACAUGUGCACGCAAAAAGCCGAUUCCAUAUGUACGGCCAAGUCCCCCCACCCCAAGUUCCGACAGUGACUUUUCUCUGUACUCAUACAGAUCUCGGUCAAGGUCAAGGUCGCGAAGAAAACACAAACGCAGACGUAGCUGGAGUUGCAGUAGUGAAGACAGUGAUGAUAGUUACAUAUGAAUUCAAGCAAAAUGCCAAAAUUUUGAAUCAGUUAAACAGUUAUGCAUUCCAAAUGUUGUCUCAAUAAAGCGGAGGGAGGAGGUUUAUUAUACAGUAAGAUCUUCAGGACCUUCUUUUUAGUGUUCACCCUCCCUUUGUUUAAUUCUUCUCUUUCUCGAGAAUGUUGAAAGAUAUAAUGGCUAUAUUGCCAUUUAUAGUAUAAGGCAAAACAAAGAUUGUUUUUUCAUCCUUAGACUCAAAUAAAUAAUUUUUCAUAUUUCUUGAGAAAGAUUAGAACAUGAAUGGCUUGCAACUGUUAGAUAUUUAUUAAUGCAAUAGAUCGAUGUACAGGUUCUGUGUAAACAUGUGAAGGUUUAAUAAAUAAAACAACGAAAGUAUUAAUAUUAAAACAUAUAGAGGGGAUUGUUAAUCAUGUAUUUAGGAUUAAAUCUGUAUUACAUGACUUCUUGCUUUAUAUUGAAGAACACUUUAAGAAUGUUUUGAAGAAAUGACAGAGGUAUUUAGCCCUAUUAUGGUGCAAAAAUAUUUUUAUUUUCCAUUAACAUGACAUUCCAGACCUGUGCAUCUUGAUAGAUUAUUAUAUGUUACACCAAUCUCACAUGGAUUGGAAUCAGAUUUGACUUAAAGGCUAGAAAAAUUAAUGUUUCGUUUACCAUCAUUUUUGUGAAAAUCUUCCUUUUACAUGUCCAUGCAUGACACAUUUUGAUGGAAUGGAAUAUCACAGAAAAGAUGAAGACUGUAAACAAAAUGUUAAUUUUCACCAGCCUUGAAAUAGUGUGCAAUAAGAGAGAAUAGUUCUUAUGUGUAAAUAUAGAGGGUACUGCAACUCCAACUAGUCAUUAAAAGUGAAUUUUAUAGUAUUUAUUGAACAAAUAUCACAAAAAGUUUAAUAUAUUUAAGUUAUUUUGUCAUUGUUUCAUUUCUUAAUACUGUGCUUUUAUUGUCAGGCAUGUUGAUUACAACUGAUAUUUAGAAUUGAAAUAACAAUUUUACAACAAAUCAUUUUCAAGAUAAAAUAAAAUAAGAUACAGUAGCAAAUACAACAUGUCCUUUUGGCUAUGGGGACAAAUGUGUGCACAUGUUUGAAGGAUUAGUAACAAUUAUGAAUGAGUAGCUUUAAAUAUUACAAUGGUCAUUGUGGUUCCUAAUAAACUGGCUGAUUUCUCUAUUUCUGUAAUACCCAGAGAAAGGCUGGCUAUCAAGUACCUGAAGGGAAUAUAAUAGUACCUAAAGGCAAUAUAGUAAUGCCAUUAUAGAGCCAAAAGUUUCAAGGCCUCUGUAGCUGAAAUAAAAGAAAAAAUUGAACUUCUUGCAGCAUGACCAUAUAAGGCACUAAACAGCAUGACCAUAUAUGGUUCUACAGGGUAUGACCAUAUAUGGCACUACAUGACCAUUGUGAUAUUUUGAGAAAGAUAUUGAGAAUUAAGUGUAUUCAGUUGAAUAAAAUAUGGUUACAUUUAUUUCAAUUGAAUGUACUGAAUAUCUUGAGUGGAUAUGUCAACUUGAUCGAUCUAUGAUAACAACAUGUACCAUGUACAUGUAUACCAAUAAUAAUGUGAGCUAAACCAAAAGAAAUAGAGGAUAUCUUAAAUUUAAAUGUCAACAUUUUGAACUCCUUAUUAGGUCAAUAAAAACUUAACUUUGAUGAAACUUUACUCUGGAUUUUCUUUAAUAAAUUUUUGAAUAUUCAGAUGUGGUCUCAGAAAAUGUUUUAAAGUAUCCUGACACUAAGUAAAACCUUUAAAUGGAACACUUCUUUAAGUGCAAUGCCUCUGUAAGUGCAACUCUGACAAAAGUCCUGGUGCCCACUAACUUGAUAACAGAUUUACAUUUUGAGGUUCUAAAGGUGUUUCACUUACACAG
Molecule: messenger RNA, 3593 nt
Organism: Owenia fusiformis
Lineage: Eukaryota; Metazoa; Annelida; Polychaeta; Sabellida; Oweniidae
Source: the annotation of a GenBank genome assembly